CGCGUCGGUGAUCUGUCAGCAGCAACCGAACAUGCGAGUCGCUCGCGAUUAGUUUCUAAUGUGUUUUAUGAGAAAACAUUCAAAAUGUCGAAAAUGGCAGAACAAUCAUUGAAUAUUAGAUUAGUUCAAGAAGUGGAAAAAUACCCCUAUCUAUAUGACUAUACAUUAAAUGAAUAUUCGCGCAAAGACAUAACCGAAAAGUCUUGGAAUGCUAUUGGAAAGGAACUAAAUUUAUCAGGGACCGAAUGCAAGGAGAAGUGGAAAAACUCGAGAACAGUAUUUGUGAGACAUAUGAAACCAGCUCCAAGUGGCUCUUCAGCUAAAUUAAAAAAGGCUUAUUAUCUAACAGCUACGAUGCAGUUUGCUUUACCAUAUAUAAAAGCUUUAAAUUCCGCGACUUCAGGGAAUUUGCCAAAACAAUCGGAAGAAGAAGUUCAUGAUGAUCAUGAAGAAGAAGAGUCGGAUGAUUCCCAGACAACACUUCCACGGACAAAUUCUGUGUCCCUGUCAGCACCAUCCCCACAAUCAAAUUCAUUGCAAUUACCAUCUCCUCACUCGUAUGCUUUGCCAUCUGAGCCUCCACAAUCAUCAAUUCAUAAAAAAAAAUCAUCUUCAAAGCGCAGAGAUAAUAAACAAUCAAAAGAUAAUGUGGAUGAAAGCUUUGAUGAAUAUUUAAAAGCAAAAAAAAAACUUGAUGCCAAUAUGGAUCCGCUGCAGGAGGCCAAUAAAAUGUUUUUACUGAGCCUACUGCCUGAUUUGAAGGAGAUGUCUUCCCACCAAACAAGAAUGUUUAAGCGAAAAGUAAUGGAUUUAAUUGAUGAUAUAGUGCAUAGUACGCCAAAGAUUUUGAGCCCAAAUUCAAAUAUAUCGACAGGGUCUGAAGUCUCGGCAGAGUUGCAACCUACAACCUCAACAAUUCAAACAGAACAAGAAAAUAUCUUGACCCCCCUACAUAUUGCAACACAUAAUCCACAGAGAGCCUCGUCUUAUUAUGAAAUUGUGGGAAAUAUGUUCAAUAAUAAUAAUUUUUAAUUUAGUAAAUAACAUUUAUUUAUAAUUCUUUAGUUUUUAUAUUAAAGAAAAUAAAUUUGUUUUUCUUA
Messenger RNA from Anthonomus grandis grandis, 1100 nucleotides. RefSeq lists its product as uncharacterized. Gene Ontology annotation, biological process: regulation of transcription by RNA polymerase II. The transcript has 2 exons. The record is from RefSeq and is a predicted model, not a curated record. Lineage: Eukaryota; Metazoa; Arthropoda; Insecta; Coleoptera; Curculionidae. Bases 85 to 1032 code for a protein of 315 amino acids. Gene Ontology annotation, molecular function: DNA binding. Gene Ontology annotation, cellular component: nucleus; transcription regulator complex.